CAGCCCAAAUCGCAUUAGUUUCACUUGGUCCGUCGACGGUUCUGUUUCACCAUUCAGAUCCUCUCUCUUCUCGGCGCCUCCCGAACUCGCAAUCCUUUAACAAUGGCUGACGCUUUGGACACAGAGCAGGUGCAGUUAUUCCGCCGAGCUUUCUCCAUGUUCGACUCGGGCAAGACAGGCCGCAUUGAGAAAGAGAAAGUUCGCACAAUCCUGAACACAUUAGGCCACACUUACGAUGACUCGGAACUUGAGUCGCUGCUUGUGGCUGAAGAUGCCGAAGGUUCGGGAAAAUUGGAUUUUGAUGCCUUCUGUCGAGUGGCCGGUCGAUUCGCCGAGGAGGAUGACGAGGCACUCCAGAAGGAGCUGAAGGAAGCGUUUCGUCUCUACGACAAAGAAGGAAAUGGCUACAUCCCAACGUCUUCACUCCGUGAGAUUCUCGCCGCUCUCGAUGAUCAGCUGACGAGCGAUCAGCUGAACGAGAUGAUCGCCGAAAUCGACACCGAUUCCUCCGGCACGGUGGACUUCGACGAAUUCAUGGAAAUGAUGACAGGCGAUUAAGUGGCGUUGCAAGUGAAAUUUUUUAUCCAAACUUUAUCUUCACACACGGAAAUAUUUGGACUGCAAUAAAUUAAUGUCAUUCAGAGAGAACAAAUUUUACAAUAAAUCCUUUUUCAACAAUUCCAAAA
Molecule: messenger RNA, 686 nt
Organism: Phlebotomus argentipes
Lineage: Eukaryota; Metazoa; Arthropoda; Insecta; Diptera; Psychodidae
Product: troponin C-like
Exons: 6
Coding region: 103-558 (151 amino acids)
Molecular function (GO): enzyme regulator activity; calcium ion binding
Source: RefSeq, a predicted model, not a curated record